This is a messenger RNA of Glycine soja, 471 nucleotides long. RefSeq lists its product as uncharacterized. The transcript has 2 exons. Bases 1 to 471 code for a protein of 156 amino acids. NCBI's taxonomy places the organism in Eukaryota, Viridiplantae, Streptophyta, Magnoliopsida, Fabales, Fabaceae. The record is from RefSeq and is a predicted model, not a curated record.
AUGAAGAUUGAAGAACUUCAUGGAAUUCUUGAAGCUCAAGAGAUGAGGCUCAAUGAAAGAAAUUCACAAAGAUCAGCUGAGCAAGCUAUGCAAGCCCAAACAACCAAAGGGAACAACUAUGAUGGUGUCAAGAAUAAGAAGGGAAAAGGAAAAGAGUGGUUUGUAAACAUUGAUGAUAAGGUGAAGAGCAAGAUCAAGUUUGCAGAUAACAACUCUGUAACUGCAAAAGGCAUUGGAAAGGUGAUGAUUCAGAGAAAGGAUGGACAACAUUCAUUUAUCAAUGAUGUGCUAUAUGUUCCUAAUAUGAAGAAUAAUUUGCUGAGUUUGGGACAGUUGCUAGAAAAGGGCUACUCAAUGCAAAUGGAGGAAAGUCAAAUAAAGAUAUUUGAUAGCAAUAGGAGGUUAAUUCUAAAGGCCCCUUUGUCAAGAAACAAAACAUUUAAGAUUGGAAUUCAGAUUGUAGAAUUUUAA